AUGCAUCGCACCCGCAAAAAGCCCAAGCGUGGUCGCAAAAAGCGAGAUGCCACAGAUGUUGACAUGCCUGAGCCACCAUCGAGCAGUCUGGAAGAAUCAGAUAAAUCUGAGGAUCCCAAAGAUCCUGAACAAGCUGAGCCUGCUACUGAGGAAGAAGCAGCCCCUGCUGGCGCCACAGCAUCGGCUGCAGCUGCUGGUCAUUCGACCGACGAAGCUGAGCAUAGUGCUCAAACUGGGCGUUCAAAGCCUCCUUCUUCUGCUGGUUCCAAGCGUGAGAGAGCUUCACAUGCGUCAAAGGGUUCACGAGCUUCCCAAUUGUCUCGUGGAACUCACAAGUCUGACCAAGAGCGUGACAAUCGUCGCAUGAUGGAGAUGCUUGGAUCCCUGGAACAUGGACAUUUGAAGCCGAAGCCUAUUUUUCCUCAAGCAAUUCUGGGUCAUUUAUUCAUGCGUAAGUUUGGGUUGAACCGUGAGCAACGAGCUCACAUCAUUCGUUCUACAAAUGGAUCAUCAAGACUGGAAGAUGUCGAACGUAUUGUUCGAGCCUCUGACUUAGAAGAAUUCCGUUCUGACGAUCGCAGACGAGAGGAACGAAAGCCCAUCAAGCAUGCCAGAAAAGAUGCCUAUGCUGUUCAGGCUGAACAACAAGUUUUGGUUGCAGAUGAUCAUGACUCCUCUUCAGACAUCAUGAAUCCUGAAGAUGACUUGGAGUCCGAAUCUGAUGAUGCCUUAGCUGUUGAGCAAGACGCUGGUGAUAGCACAAAUGAAGAGUUACAAGAGAUCUAUGAAGUUCAGAAAAAGGCCAAGAGAGAGUUCCGAAAGAAUUUCAAGACCUACAAAGAAAGUCGUAAGAAGGUUCGGGAGAUCAAGAAGAGCCGAACACCAUACCUGCCUGUGGUAGCCUUGAAUCAGUCUGGAGAAAAUGCCUCCUCCAGCCAAGCUCCUGUAGUCAAGCAAAACUUUGGGUAUGACCGUAAACCUUCUGGGAAAUCUGCCCCCAAGAAGAAGCCUGAUUCACGAUUCUCUGGAAAGCGUGAGGAAGCCAAUCUCACCACUUCUUCGGUGGUUGCUGAGCAGUUUUCCUACAUGGUGUCUUCACGGAGUUUGACUGAAGAAAUCUGGUUGACUUCUGUUCCUGAUGGUUUUGCAAUUAUUGACACAGGCUGUACGACAUCAAUUGUUGGUUCUGAAACUGCUGAACGAUAUAGCCAAUACAUGCAGUCUCUACAUUGGCCUGCCCCAAUUUCCUGUCAGCUGCCGCCCGUGGAGUUGAAAGGCUUCAACGGGAACCGUGAGGUUUCCACUGAUGGUUUGAAAUGGACUGUAAAGCUGGGAAGUUUGUGGGGAACUAUCACCACUUAUGUCAUUCCAGGUGCUGCACCUUUCCUUUUAUCUCGCCGAGUUUUGGAGGGUAUGCAAGCUAGAUUAGACCUGGGAAAGCUCACCAUCACUUCAGAAAAGCAUGAACUGUUUGAUGCACCCCUUCGACAAGCAUCCAAUGGUCAUUUGCUCCUGCCGUUGAUGGUUCAGCAGCCUGAGUUUGCAACCAAUGAAGAGUGUGCCCAUGCCGAGCACCUCGUAGAGACCAAUGAGCCCAAUACCAAUCAGAGCCCUGAGCAUUCGCAUUGCCCUUCGCACUUCCAGGACCAGGGUUGUCAGAAGCCACCCAAUAAAGGACCUGUCCGCCGUCCUGUCAGUCAAGUGAACGUAAGCCUGUUUGCCUACGUAGCCCUAGGUUCCACUGAGGAUCAUCAAAGCUCCUCAGGUGAUGCGCACCAUGAUCACCACUGUUUCUGCUGCAGGGAGUGUGAUUCAGAGGGCGAGGAUUUGAACCUCCAAAAUGAUGAUCAAGUAGGGGUCGAUACCGAAGUACUUUAUGGGGAAGAUGUGGAUUGGAGCAACCUGCCCAAUAAGACCAUAGACCCUGAAGAUCUAGAAAAGUUGAAAAACAAUAUCCAAAAGCUUAGGUACACCUAUGCACAGUUUCUCAUGACACGUUUGUUAGGAGAUCCCAAAGUCAUCCUUGAAGAGUUAAGUGAUUGGCUAGGUCCCCAAGCCCACAAACUGCAUGAGACAGUGUCGCUGAUCGAAGUGUUCACCGGCAAAGCACCACUGUCCGACCGGACUGAACACCAGUGCCAAACUUCGUGCAUUCGUAUCGGCCUCGACCAUGGACAAGACCUGAACAAACAUGAUGAUCGCAGAAAGCUUCUCCUUUUAAUAGCAUACUGCAAGCCUGCCGAUGUUUGGAUAAGUUUUCCUUGUGGUUGUUGGGGUCCAUGGAGCCGCAUGAACAUGCACCGUAGUGCCGAGCUGUGCCAAGAUGUUUUGGAUGCAAGACGUCAAGCGCGACGCCACCUUUCUGUCGUGCCUGAAGUGUGGAAUCUUCAGCAGUCCUUGGGUGGACAUGUACAUGUUGAGAACCCUCUCACAUCCGAUGCCUGGAAAGAACUUCGUUUGCCUCAUGCCUAUGUUGUUCGCAUCGACCAGUGUAGUUUGGGUCUCCGAUGUGUUCGCACCAAUUUGCCUGUACUAAAGCCAACCAGAAUUGUGACCUCUUGUCGAAUGAUGGCUGAACGUUUAGUCCAGUGUAGGUGUGACCAUCGCCACCAGCAUGCGCAUUUGGAAGGUAGUUACAAAGGUAAGCCACUGACCUCCUAUGCCGAAACAUACCCAAGAAAGAUGUGCCGAGUGAUUGCUGAAGUCAUCCACAGGCGUGUUCAGAGCCAAAAGCCUUCUCUGGACAUUUUUGCCGAAUUUGACGAUGAAUUGGAAUCUGCUGAUCCAGCAGAGCCUGCUGAUGUUGUGAGGGCGGAUGAAGAAUCAACCGUUUCCAAACAGCGUAUCCAAGCCAUGAUACGCAAACUCCAUGUGAACACCGGGCAUGCCUCCAAUGAGCAACUUUUGAGGUCAUCCGACUAUUGGCAAAAACGUGCUAGGGGCAUGUCACCACUGGGUUCACUGCAAGAGGGUCCCAUUCCUCAUAGGGUUACUUUUGAUGAAACAAAUCCCGAUGAACCCCCAAGUAAGCGUAGAGCAGUGUUGGAAGAUAUCCCUGAAGAAGAAAUGGAAGAGGUUCCUGAGCCACAGGAUGAUGGGUAUUCUCCUUCACUAGCGCCUGAUGAUGCAAUGCCCGAAGCUCCCAUGGAGCCAGACAUGCCAGAGUUGCCACCUGCAGCCCCAGAUGACGUGUCCAAUUCACAUGACGAAGUCAUGGAUGACCAGCCGCCAGAGCACUCAGUUUCCAGCGUGCCGGAACCUAGCACUAGUGUUGAGCAACAAUUAGAAGAAGCCAUUCAUCAACCUGUCCCUGAAGAUGAUGAACUCAUGGUUGAUGUAGGGUCUGAAAAGUGCCGCCGUUCCGAAAGCGUGUUGGAAGUUUCGCUGAACGUAUGUCGAGACGACAUUUCCGGCGAUCAUUUGUGUCUGUGGCAUGUGCUUGAUGAGUGUCUCCAAGUUUCCACUCCAAAGGCCAAGCUCCGAAGGGUUGAAGUCAGCUACAGAAAGUUGUCACCUUCUGAUAAGGAGUUGUUCAAAAAGGCAAUGCAAAAAGAGUGGCAAUCUUGGGUUGAUAACAAAGCCACCAAGCACCAGCGUGUGACAGCAAUGUCAGACUCAGUGCAAGGACCACUGAGUGAACCUGAGAUGCAUAUGGCCGGUGGUUUGCUCGCCCGUGCCAUUACCUACGGACAGUCUCAAAGGUUGUCCAAGGUGAUUUUCAAUUCGAUUGGUGGGAAGCCGCUCGCAGUCAAUGCCUAUUACUUCCUGAAGCACACUGGAGAAGAGGUCGGCACCAUGGCCGAUAGUUCAAAGCGCCAGCGUGAUUUCGAUUUGGAAAGUCGGGAUAAUGUGACGGAGUCAGGUGUGAAUUCCCCGGCUGCUUCGAGCCGUGCUGGAUAUCCUGAUAUCUCCUACCAAGGAAUGAUGCCACAUGUUGAGCCGCCAUUUCCAGGGUCUGGGAAAGGAUUCACCAAUGAUGAAGAUGUGACGAUUCCCAUGCCGAAUGAUGUGGCGAAUGUGGAUGAAUGGUCGCAGACCGUGCUCAAGCUCCCCAAGGUCGCUGAUCUCAAGAUCACCUAUGGCCAGUUUCUUGAGCGUGCAAAGAAUGAUCCUGAUCUCUCCAAGUAUACCAACUACAUCAUCGAGACGUUUGGCCCCCAUGUGAAGAACAAAAAGACCACCAGCUACACCCAGGGUGUGGAUUUUGCCCAUUUCCUGUGCCGUGUCAAAUAUGUUCAGCAAAGCCAUGGAGGUGGAUUCAAGCGCGAAUUGCGCAAGUGA
Molecule: messenger RNA, 4281 nt
Organism: Cladocopium goreaui
Lineage: Eukaryota; Dinophyceae; Suessiales; Symbiodiniaceae
Source: the annotation of a GenBank genome assembly